CUUGACAGGCUUAUUCAAUCUCAACCAAAUCAGAUGGGUGUUUCGUACGGGGAGUUAUCACAUCAGUAUCAAUUCAUGAAUAUAUUUCAUCGAAGUCAGUCCUUUCUUUAAACUCGCCACUUCACCCCUCUUCACCCUCGCAGCCGCUUUCAAUCAGCCUUUGAAACACCCUGCCCUUCUCGCCUUCUUCCGCAUAUAUUUGAACCCUGCAUCCUAUCACUCACAAGAGAGCGGUACUUUAAGACUUACAAUUGUUUGAGACAAGACUUGCUGGAACAUCCUACCUAGUUUUUUGAGUUCACCAAUUUAUCCUUUCAUACAACAACUACCAUGUCUUCCUUUGAACCUGAACGCAUGUCAAGCUCUAUCGACCGGGAUUACAACAAGUGUCUCGUGUCUUACGACUUCCCUAUGCCCAGCUUUCUCAUCAACGAUCCAGAUGCCGAUAUCUACACUUCGUAUAUCCUGGAAGACCCUGCCAUGGGCCUGGAUGAAAGUGACGAUAUGGGUUGUGAUUUUUUGGAUUCGGAAUAUUUGACUACCUCCGUGCAAUCGCCCAGCUCCUCCGCUCCUACCUUGGUUCACCGUCAAGAUUAUAACUCUUCUUCCAGCCCAGUCUCUAUCACACUACAACGUCUUAUAGAUCAACAAUCCCAAUUAAUCUCAAAUGCAGUCGAGUCAUGGCGAAGAAAGUUCCCGACCAACUCUUGUUUGAACUCCAAUACCGACCUCUUUCGACCCUCUCAAUCAAACUCUCAACAUAAGUCGAGAGCGGCUACUCAGAGAUCUGAUUCUCACGAACAAGGUGACAAGAACCUCAAUGGAUCGAUCCCAUCACGCGCUGUCGGAUCCGAAUCUCCUUUACCUAUUCAAGAAUCUGAGACGCGGUGAUAGUUUGCUCUGCUGCCUGGCAUCCUCUAAACACCCCAGUCCUAUCCAACCUCAACUCUUAACCAAUUGCACUUGACGGAGACAUUUGAGAUUUAACUUCCCCCAAGCUGAUUUUGGCCCCUUUAUGGACUUGUUUCAUCAAGUCAACGACCUGCUUUCGUUCAUUUGUUUUUAUUACGUAGUAUAUUUCAUAUCUUUCCAUCAUCGAACCAAUCAACUCCUAAAAAAAUCACAAAACAUCCAAAAAAAACUAUUUUAUUUUAUUUAUCAAAUUUUCCAUUUCAAAAUGUGUCGAUGUAGAACUGAUAUGUCAAUAUUCCAUCAAUAAGUGUCAAUAUUUGUCUUCCAUUUUCACUCCCUUUUUUCUUGUCCUUUACUGGCUGUAGUGAGAUUCUUCAUACUUUCCUUGUACAAUUGUUCUUCUUGAUUUUAAUUUUAAUUUUAUGCUGUAUCCAAACUUAGUCGCGUUCUUUGAAAUCAUACGAAUAGGUACAUUUCUUGAAAACACCGAGCAAAUCAUGGGUUUGAUGUCCAUC
This is a messenger RNA of Melampsora larici-populina 98AG31, 1427 nucleotides long. RefSeq lists its product as uncharacterized. NCBI's taxonomy places the organism in Eukaryota, Fungi, Basidiomycota, Pucciniomycetes, Pucciniales, Melampsoraceae. The transcript is spliced from 2 exons. The record is from RefSeq and is a predicted model, not a curated record. Bases 331 to 891 code for a protein of 186 amino acids.